Messenger RNA from Loa loa (African eye worm), 3133 nucleotides. RefSeq names its product SNF2 family domain-containing protein. The coding region runs from base 128 to 2893 and encodes 921 amino acids. The transcript has 18 exons. The record is from RefSeq and is a predicted model, not a curated record. Gene Ontology annotation, cellular component: nucleus. NCBI's taxonomy places the organism in Eukaryota, Metazoa, Nematoda, Chromadorea, Rhabditida, Onchocercidae. Gene Ontology annotation, molecular function: chromatin binding; ATP-dependent chromatin remodeler activity; DNA binding.
GAAUGGUUUGGUUGUGUUAUUGUCUGGGGAACAAACAGGAAUUAAUUAAGCGCCAGUUGAAAUUAACAGUUGGACCAAGACUGCUAGUCUGGGUGAGGAAGGUAAAGUGAAGGAGUAUUCGAGGGAGAUGAGUGCGGCGGGGUCAUUCGGAACUAUCACUGGGGAAAGGCGUCGCGUGGCUCAUCGACCCAAUGAAUCAGUGAAAGAUGUCAUUCGUGGGUUGGCCUUUAAGAAGCAAUCCGUUGCACAGAUGGUAAAUUUGCUUGCUUCAAGAACUGGCAAAAAGGACAAUCGAGCACAGCUUCAGCAUGGAUCAAAAGAAGUGAAGAAAACACGAUCAUUUUAUCGUAGCCGGCGUUUGAUGUCGUCAUCAGAGGAGGAAGAAUUAAUUGAAAAUGAGUCAAAUGAUGAGGACUUGAAAAUUUUGGAAACACCACAUACUGCCACCGGUUGGAGGAAGCAGAAUUCAGAUACAGAAGUGGAUGAGGAUAAAAAAGAGACAUCCAAAGCACCUUCGAGAAGUUUCCGAGCUAUACCGAAUAUCAUGCAAAAAGAUUUAACUUUUGAAGAAAGGCUUCAAACGUUGACAGAUAGCGAAUCAAGUGAUCAAAAAACUGAUGCAAAAGUGAAGUGGUUAUGCAAGCCACGAUUAAAUGGUUUUCUGAAACAAGAUGAUGUACAUAUAACCACUCAACCAACUGCCAGGAGAAAAGGACGGAAGAGGGCAGUCAUUUCUUCGUCCAGUGAUGAAAAAUCGGAAAGCAAUGAAGAAAGAGUUCCAGUAAGUUUAAAAAUGAUGGUGAAAAGAGCUAAGAAGCACAAGAAAUAUGUGAAUUCAAGCAGUGAAGAAAGUGACGAAUAUUACGAUUCGGAUAGUUCAGCACAAGUUGGCAGGAGCGACAGUAAUAGUGAAAAUGGUCAGGUUAUGGAGCGACGAAGUCGUCGAAAUACUCCUUCAUCGAUGGUUUUGAAAAAUUGUUGCGUGACAUUUUUUAAUGAAGCUAAUCGAAACAUGUUGAUGGGAACCCCACGCAUAAAUGAUAAAGUAGCUGAUUUUAUAAUGAGUAAUCGACCGUUUCGGGAUUAUGAAGAUUUGGAAUCCCGUCUUUUGCAAUGCCCACGUGGAUCUUGUGUUGCUGAGCAGUAUUUAGACUUUCUGGAAAAUCGAAGUAUACUUGAAAAUAUAUUGGAUGAUUGUCGUCGACAUUCGGAAGAAAUUUAUUCUGCUUUAGAAUCGAUUAAAUCCAAACAGUUGCAAAUGAAGCCAAAACUACUAAGUGAAGAGUGCGAGCUUCAUCCAUACCAGCAAAUUGGCCUGAAUUGGCUUGUGAUGAUGCAUAAACUAAAACUAAAUGCUAUUUUAGCUGAUGAAAUGGGUCUUGGAAAAACAAUUCAAGUAAUAGCUUUUAUAACUUACUUAAAAAGUGAGCAGAUCAAGGGACCUCACUUAAUUGUUGUGCCAUCUUCAACAAUUGAAAAUUGGCUUAGUGAAUUUUCAAAAUGGUCUCCCAAAGUCAAUCUCAUUACAUAUUAUGGUAGCAUUGCUGACCGAAGGCAGUUACGACAUAUGGCAACCGACAAAAACAUAGAUGUUUUUUUAACAACUUACAAUAUGGUUGGAUCUAAAGCAGAAGAUCGGAAAUUUUUCAAGCGUUUCCGGAUAAAUUAUGUUAUUUACGAUGAAGGUCAUCUAUUGAAGAAUUGUAAUACUGAUCGUUAUAGAAAUCUUAUGAAAAUCCAUGGUGAGAGAAAAAUUUUAAUUACUGGGACACCUCUUCAAAACAAUCUUGUUGAGCUAAUUUCACUAAUGUAUUUUACAAUGACGAAAUUGUUCACAAAAUAUUGUGAUGAUAUUGGACAACUUUUGCAACAGUUUCAACAGAAAAUACCCGCAUUGGAAGCCAAAAAUGGUGCAUUGUAUGAAGCUGAUAAGAUUGAACAAGCAAAAGCGAUCUUGAAGCCAUAUAUUUUGCGAAGAUUAAAAGCAGAUGUAUUGAGUUAUUUACCAAAGAAAAAGGAUCGUGUGAUCAAGUGUCCGAUGAUUACGGAACAGAAAGAGAUCUAUACAGAUUUGAUACGUGAAUUUCGUCUGUUAGAAUCAAAUGGUGAAAAAUACAUUUCAAGUCCAUUAAUGCAAUUGCGACAAGUGGCCAAUCAUCCCUUAUUGUACAGGCGAUUAUAUAAUGAUGAUAAAGUGAUUCAAAUUGCCAAAAUUUUGUGCGCAAAGGAAAAUGAAUAUCGCAAAAAGAAAUCGGAUCAUGUUGCGGAAGAUCUUGCUUUUUUGUCAGAUUUUGCAAUUAGUCAGUUGUGUUCAAAAUUUACUUCGACGCAGAAAUUCAUUCUCAAUGAAGAAGUCGCACUUGAAUCUGGAAAGUUCAAGGAAUUGGAUAAGCUGUUACCUUCAAUUAAAGAAAAGGGAGAUAAAGUGUUAAUAUUCAGUCAGUUUACAUCAGUAAUGGAUAUUCUUGAAGUUUACCUCAAAUUGCGCGAUCACCAAUAUUGUCGGCUGGAUGGCUCAACUCCAGUUAUGGAGAGGCAAGAUGUGAUCAAUGAAUAUAAUUCGUCACCUGAUUUGUUUGUCUUUCUGUUGUCUACAAAAGCUGGUGGUUUGGGUAUUAAUUUGACUGCAGCUAAUCAUAUCAUACUACAUGAUAUUGAUUUUAAUCCAUAUAAUGAUAAACAAGCGGAAGGAAGAUGUCACCGUAUGGGUCAAACGAAAGAUGUUUUUGUUGUGCGUUUAAUAUCUGCCGAUACAGUUGAGGAGGAGAUGCUAGCUCUUGCUCAAAAGAAGCUUGAACUUGAGAAAGAAGUGACAGGUACUAGCGCAGCGGAAAAUAGCGAAAUGGAAAAUUUGAUUGUUGAAAAGCUUCUCAAAAAGGCACUUGCGUUAUAACCUUAAUAUCUUCUGGUGCAUACAUUUCUAGUUCAAAUUAUUCAUGUCAAGACACCACUAAAGUGAUCAUUUGACCUAUGUGCAUGAUUCUCAAGAUGCUUAUUGAAUUAUGUUUGCAUAAUUGUUCAUUUGAAAUAAUGCUUCCUUUGCGAAUGUUUAAAAUUUAGUCUUUUUUCAAUUCAUCCGCAAAAAGACGUUUUCUGUUAUGUGGACAAAAACUGAUAAAAAUGUUUAUAAACG